AUGCCUCAACCAACUGAAGAACGAUGGAAACAAAUCUCCAAUGAUUUUUGGAACGUUUGGAAUUUUCCUAACUGUUUAGGAGCGCUAGACGGCAAACAUGUCACUAUCCAAGCUCCAGCAAAUUCUGGAUCUAAUUUUUUUAACAACAAAAAAACGUUUUCAGUUGUUUUGCUAGCAUUAGUGGAUGCAAAUUACAAUUUUAUAGCAGUAGAUGUGGGUGCUUACGGUAAAAACAGCGAUGGUGGUAUAUUGGCACAUUCUAAUUUAGGAAAAUCAUUAGAAAAUGGUUCAUUAAAUAUUCCUAAUGAUGAAAUUCUACCAAAUACCAAUAUUUCUGCACCGUACGUUGUACUAGGCGACGAAGCGUUUCCACUAAAAACGUACUUAAUGAGACCGUAUCCUGGGAAGCAACUUGACGACUUGUCCAAACGAAUUUAUAACUAUCGUGUUUGUAGAACGCGGAGAGUAGUCGAAAAUUGUUUUGGAAUUCUAGUACAAAAAUUUCGUAUUUUUAACAGAAGGAUACAGUCUAAACCAGAAAAUGUGGACUAUAUUAUUUUAGCAACUUGCGUUCUUCACAACUAUAUAAAAAAAUACAGCAAUUUUACCAAUGAAGUUUUUCAAAAUAUAAAUGAACCCGUUUCAAAUAUUACUCUAAAUAAUAUACCUAUGCAAGGCGGUGGAGCUGGACGGGCAGCGUUUGCAACACGAGAAUUAUAUAAAGAUUUUUUUAAUUCUCCAGCAGGGUCUGUACCGUGGCAAAAUGAAAAAAUUUAA
This is a messenger RNA of Acyrthosiphon pisum (pea aphid), 777 nucleotides long. RefSeq names its product protein ALP1-like. The transcript has a single exon. Lineage: Eukaryota; Metazoa; Arthropoda; Insecta; Hemiptera; Aphididae. Bases 1 to 777 code for a protein of 258 amino acids. The record is from RefSeq and is a predicted model, not a curated record.